AUGGCAAAUAAUCCACUCAGUCCAGAUUCCAUUCUGCAUCAUAUGGCAGAAGCUUUACCUACUCAUCAAAAAGAUGAUACCGAUUCCGAUAUCAGCAGCUCAUACGAAGCCAUCGCCCUAUUCUCUCACGCAUGUAUGAUCGCAGUUGGAUUUCGACUCAUCGGAUUUGCAGAAGGUCAAGAGAAUAAAACCGAAUGCGCACAACUUGCUCCCAGAUUAUCUUCGAAAUGGAAUUCUUCCUUUGGAUCCCAUUCAUUCCUCUACGCUCACUCCCAAUCCUCUAUGAACUACGUCGUCAAAAUCGAUCGCCUAGGUGGCAAGGCUGAAAUCCGAGGAAUAGGACUCGGAGAUGAGAAAAUUACCCGUCUCGAGAUUACAGCCAGAGAUUACGUUUCCACGUCUGCGCUCCCUUUACGAAUUCCUUUCACAAACGACCAAGAAGAUCGUUCAAAUCUCAAAUCAAGGCUCAAAGAAAUUUUUGUCUCUCCUCCCAGAAUCGCAGAUCUCGCUUCCCUCUUCAAAAUAAGUAUUAUCCAAAGACUCAUUCCAUCUUUACAGAAAGAAGGAUACGAAGAUUCUCAACAAGGUGCGAGUGAGGGCGCAGGUGAAGCAUCCCGGGUUCAUGAUGAAAGAGAAGAAACACAAGCUCGACGAAAUCCUGUACCAACUCCCACAACCGAUCCACAUCUUCCAGCACCAGCUCGUCCAUAUCCAUAUAAUGAUCCCCUUGCCGACCCACCACGUCGUCCCAUCCCCGCCGGAGAUUUUCCUCCUCCUGGUUUCGAUGAUGAAUUGGAUCUGAAUCGUCUUCGACGCUUUGAUCCUCGGGGAACGAUUUCCCCUUUCAAUAUUGGUCACGAUGAUUUAAAUCCUGCAGGUCUAGGACCCAACGAUCCUUUCCCCGGUUCUUUUACAGGUGGGGCAGGCGCUCGAGGAUUAGGUGGAAUGGGAGGUAUGCAUCCUACAUUUGAUGAUCCUCUAUUUGCAGGACAAGGACAGAGAUUAGGGGGUGGUAGAGGAGUAUUCAACCCGCAAGCUCCGCCAGGUGCAAGAUAUGAUCCUUUGGGACCGGGUGAUGGACCUCAAAGAGGUGGAGGUGGAAGACCACCCAAUCCAUUUAUGAGGUAUGGGGAUGGAGAUUUUAUGUGA
Messenger RNA from Botrytis sinoallii, 1149 nucleotides. RefSeq lists its product as uncharacterized. The record is from RefSeq and is a predicted model, not a curated record. NCBI's taxonomy places the organism in Eukaryota, Fungi, Ascomycota, Leotiomycetes, Helotiales, Sclerotiniaceae. Gene Ontology annotation, molecular function: proteasome binding; endopeptidase inhibitor activity. Bases 1 to 1149 code for a protein of 382 amino acids. Gene Ontology annotation, biological process: proteasome-mediated ubiquitin-dependent protein catabolic process. The transcript has 2 exons.